UGCUCGCGUCGUGUCCAGAGACGACGGCGACGAAGGAAGAAGGAAGGGGAAUCGCAGAGCAGCAGCCAUGGGCGUGAUGGACAAGCUCAAGAUCUUCGUCGUCAAGGAGCCCGUCGUCGCCGCCUCCUGCCUCAUCGCCGGAUUCGGUUUGUUUCUUCCAGCAGUUGUUAGGCCAAUCUUGGAUUCUUGGGCAGUUGAGGAACAAGUCGCCCCAACCCCACUAAAGGAUGUGAUUGCAGGUGUCACCAACAAGACAAAGUAGUGACCUCACUGGUUCAUGUUGCCGGCACAUUUUUCUUUUCACUUGUUUUUGGUGCCCAGACGAGGAGGCUCUCUCCGCCCGCACGGUAGCUGGCUGAAUGAAGUCUGAAAUAAUCAUUGUACCUGAACUGGUUUUCACUGUAAUGCAAUGCGAUGAAUUUUAAGGAGUGAUC
Lolium rigidum is the source of this 434-nucleotide messenger RNA. RefSeq lists its product as uncharacterized. The transcript has 3 exons. Lineage: Eukaryota; Viridiplantae; Streptophyta; Magnoliopsida; Poales; Poaceae. The record is from RefSeq and is a predicted model, not a curated record. Bases 68 to 262 code for a protein of 64 amino acids.